Molecule: messenger RNA, 1929 nt
Organism: Aspergillus fumigatus Af293
Lineage: Eukaryota; Fungi; Ascomycota; Eurotiomycetes; Eurotiales; Aspergillaceae
Source: RefSeq, a predicted model, not a curated record
AUGAGCGAAAGAGGCUAUGACAGUGAUGCGCAGUUCAUUUCCACUCCGACCCACAUUGCGGACAAUGUAAAGGCUGCAGCCAGUAUUGGUCGUGAGGGUGUACUUCCUGCGCAACCCUACCCCAACGAAGGGAACAGUUUCUUGGCAAAGGACGGCAAGUGUCCAGUUUAUCAGCACACAGAAGUGUCUCUCAGCUCACCAGAGCAUGAAGGCUGGAGUCCGCAGGCAAUGCAUGGCUUUUUCAAAUCCCACGAACCCAAUGUCCAAAGUCCUAAAGCCAGAGGGAGUCCUCGUCCUUCCGCGAGCCUUAACAAUCGAGCUUCUUCCGGUGAGAACAAUGCGAACUGCGGCCUUGUCCCAGCUGCUUCGGCUUCAGCAGCAUCCCUGAACAUCUUCGAAGGCAAGGACAUCAUCACUCCUACCCUUCAAGAACAGUCAGGGUCUCCUGGUCGUGGCUCUGGCACACUACUCCAUACUUUCAAUCUGGUUAGCCCGUCCACAGAGCGCUAUUCGGAACUUCUCAUCACAAAAAGAAGACAACGACACCCGACAUGCGAAGACCAGUCGAUCCACCUCGCAGACCUUGGCAUCUCGAAGAUGCUUGCGUCUGCGUCAACUUCACCUGUUAUCUUAUCACCUAGUCAAUCAAGCUACGAGGACCCACACAGCAGCACCUCCGGUAUUGGGACUACGCAAUACCAAGGCGGUGGCAUUGGUCGUCCCGCUAGGAUACUAACACCGGUCUGGGACGGAGGAGUAUUAAAGCUGGGGGUGCAAGAUGCAAGGCAAGCGUCUUCAUGCUACUCUCCCAGGACAAGCUCUGCGUCCGCGGACGUUCCAGCGAAUCUUGAGAAGAGAGAAGUCAGCUGUAGCAGGACACCUUUCGCUGCUCUUUCCUCUAAUUCUUCAUCUCGAAGCGUAUCACUCCUGGAAAAGCAUGUUCCGUCCUUGGAUUGUGGCUCUCUUGGCAAAACAGAUGCUUUGAAGAGCAGAUUUACCGAACAGUUUGAUUUGAACCGGUCCAUAACCUCCCUGGGAUCCGUUGCAAUGCGCAGUGGAGUGACGUCGCCGCGCAAAGUCAGUAUUGGAUGGAUGUCGGGAGGGCGACGUCUUGGCUAUGGAUAUACUGUGGUAGAUGGAGACACGUACGAAACUGCUGAGAAAGACUCCGGCAAAGCAUCGUCCACACGAUGGGAGUCGCCGAACAAACCCCCUAUUGCGCAUAUUAUUGAUCGUUUGAGAGUUUCCCGCUGGUCUGGCGCAACUGCUCUCAUCAGGCCUUCAAAUGCCAGCGACUCUGCGAGUUGCGACUCUGUCGUCAAUUCUCGCUCCUGGCGCAGGUUCGCAGUUCGAAGAAAGAAUCUCGCCGACGCUCAAAUGUCUGAUAACCGAAGAGUUCCAUGGAGUCAGAAGCCUACAAAUUGCUCGAGCGACUGUGCGGGUGAGCGUCAAGCAUCGGGGCACUAUGCGCAAGCCUUCAAUGAGAGUCUCCGGGAUAGUUCGAUGGAAUCUGCGAGAGAACUACAGUCAUCACACAGUCUACGAAUGGAACAGCACAAUCAUAAGCACAAAGGACAUAGGCAUACAUUGACAAAAGCGAAUCCUAGCUGUAACACCAUUGGUCGGAAGAAGGGAGCACAAACCAUGAAAUUGAGGUCCCCUAGUCGUAAGAGAUGCCGCGAUACUGCGAGCGAUGGCGUGUCACUGUCUUCGUCAAAGCAUACUGUGAAGAAGGAGAAUUCACACAGUACUCCCCAAGACAAAGAAGGAUGCAUAAUAUCACAAGAUGCUCUCGAACGACCCAAUGUCCAGCACUCCUAUGCGGAUAAUGAGGAACACCACCUCCAAUGCGAUGACGCGGAAACAACCCUCGAUGAUUGGGCCAGCAAGUACCAAGACUGCCUCGAACUGUAUUCUGACCCAGAGUGA